GUCGAGCGCUGUGCGGUCAUGUAGAUGUGUUGUGUGAUGCUUGUACAUCUGUUUGUUACGAACUAAUUCGAACUUUGUGAUGUGGGACUGUUAUUUGGAAUUAUAGGUGGCCGCCGGGUCCUUAAGCGAGCGAAGCUAAAAGUGUACUGAAUAAUUCAACAGAAUAUAUACAUAUACUUGGACCGAACAAUCUCGAUCUUAUAACCCGUCGCCAAAUGAUGAUCCACUAUUAAUAAUACGACAUAUUUCAUAAAAAUACUCAUUGGACAAAUUAGUGCUUAUAAGUUUUGCAAAUGAGGUGUUACGACGUGACUUGAGUUAAUUAAAACCCGAAAAAUGUUGAUACUAUUAAAAGUGAACAAAAUCAAUUCAUAUAAUUCAAAGUCAUGUUGCAUACAAUAAUGAAUGAAGUUGAUAAAAACUUGUGACAAAUUAACCUAAUUUUUUCAAUUCAUUUGUAUAGAAUACAAGUCAUUAAUAAAGAAUGUAAAUUGAAUUGCCAAAGUCAAAUUAUUAUUGCGAAAAGGAUGGUGUAGGAAAAGACAAUAUGUUUUUUAGUAAUAUUUUCGUGGUUUUGGUGUCGGCUGCCCUUGUUUUGGGUACUGGAGAAUGGACCGAAGAUGCGGAGGACUUAGUAUCAACAAUGGACGUUGACGCAGUGCUCGGUCGAACGGCGUCGCUGCCUUGUGAUGUCACGCCGGAUGCUAAUGAGGACCGAGUAUAUAUGGUGUUGUGGUUUCGAAAGAGUGGGGGGAAACCCAUUUACAGCUUUGACGUACGGGGGCGUUCUUUCAACAAAGCACUACAGUGGUCAGACCCAGGGGCGUUCGGACCGAGGGCAUACUUCGCUACCUUAACAAGACCUGCUUCCCUGACUCUUACUUCAGUACAAUUAGAUGACGAGGGCGUGUACAGGUGUAGAGUGGAUUUCAAGAAUUCGCCAACUAGAAAUUUCCAGAUAAAACUCACAGUUAUUGUGCCACCUCAUCAAAUGCUGCUCUACGAUAAGUCUGGUGCAGAUGUGUCAGGGAUUAUAGGACCCCUGGAAGAGGGAUCUACUUUAGUAUUAGUUUGUGAAGUUCGUGGAGGACGUCCGGAGCCAGUUGUGACGUGGCUUGUUAAUGGAAAGCCAAUGCCAAGAUAUAUCGGUGUUAAGACAGACACGCAUGUGAUCGUCAAUCGCCUAGAACUUCAACACCUGAAGAGAGAAGAUCUCAACACUACAUUCAAAUGUCGAGCAUCGAAUACACACCUAGUACCACCACAAGAAAAAGUUGUCAGGCUGGAAUUAAACCUACCUCCGCUUUCAUUGGCUUUAUUAAACCGCCCGCAGCAGUUAUUGGCCGGUUCUGCCGCAACAUUGAUAUGUGUAUCAGAGGGAAGUAGACCACCAGCGAUAAUAACCUGGUAUAAAGACAACAGAAGCUUCGAGACAGAAAAGGUUAACGAUCGAAGGAAUGAAACGUGGUCUGUUAGUACUCUGGUGUUUCACCCAACGCCGAAUGAUAAUGGAGUUAUAGUGAAAUGUGUUGCGACCAAUUCGAGACUUCCUGUUAACACUAUCGAAGAUCAAUUCAAGUUGAAUGUCGUAUACAGUCCGUUGGUGAUAUUGACUUUAGGCAGCACCCUCAACCCUCACGACAUUAAGGAAGGUGAUGAUGUCUACUUUGAGUGCAAUGUGAGAGCAAAUCCCAAAGAACAUCGGAUAUCGUGGUUUCACAAUGACAGACCAGUUCUACAAAAUAUGACCUCCGGAAUAAUAUUAAGCACCCGUUCAUUGGUACUGCAGAAGGUGACUCGACAAGAAACUGGUCGGUAUUCCUGCAAAGCAUCUAAUUCUCGAGGAGAGUCUUCAAGCGAAAGUGUACGCCUCAGGGUUCAAUAUGCACCAGUGUGUGGAUUUUCAUCACCUCAAGUUGUCGGUGCUGCUCUAGAUGAGUCACUCCACGUCCGGUGUGCUGUUCAUGCUGACCCCACCGACGUCACAUUCUUGUGGCAAUUCAACAACAGUGGUGAAAGUUUCAACGUCUCUCCUGCUAGAUAUGAUACAGUGAAUGGCAGCACAAGUGAACUGCGUUAUACUCCGGCGAGUGAGAGGGACUAUGGCGCCUUAACUUGCAGAGGAACCAACACAGUUGGUCGUCAAGAACAGCCUUGCGUGUUUCAAAUUGUACCCGCUGCCCGACCCGCGCCACCAAGAAAUUGUUCUAUACUAAUUGGCAACGCUUCUAAUUGGAUUGAUGAUACGAGGCAGGAUGAUAGCGAUCUCGUUGUGAAGUGCACCACAGGAUAUGACGGAGGAUUACCGCAACUGUUAGUUUUAGAAGCUUUGGACUCCGUCAGUGGUAUUACGAGAUUUAAUGUUACUGCUAAUGAAACCAAUGGCGUGGCCAUUUUCUUAAUACCUGCUGGAGUUGUUUGGUCAAGUAGUAACUCGCUGCAACUGACAGUACAUUCGAGAAAUGACAAGGGUGUGUCGGAGAGGAUUAUGCUACAAGCACUUGCAUAUCAAGACCCUGAAAGAAGAACUGAUGGCGUGCACAGUACAAUGGCGGGGGUUUCGCAAGGUGCUUUCUGGAUGAUCGUAUCCAUGUUUUUCUUCUGUGCAAGCUCUGCAGCCUUUAUAGGUUACUUCCUCAAAAAAAGAAGGAAGAGUACUCCGAACAAGCAGCAGUCGGCGGCACUCCAGUUGAACGCAGGGGAUGGACAAUACGUCGUCGCUUACACGCUCAAACCUUCCAAACAACAGCAACCAGAUAUAUUAAAUCCACCAACAGAUGCCUGUCCUCGAAACGGGAGUGGAGUGGAUGCUGUCAAAAAUGGGACUCUUCACAUGAAUGAUGAGUGGGCUAGUGAGCGAAGUUCCAACUCACAGGAACAACGAAAUUCGCUGUCAUCUCCGAAAAGUACAUCGAGCAGAGCCUUCAGCACAGCGACAUUAAGCAGACGGGAGCAUCUCAUAGCUGAAGAGAUUCCCGGACCAGAGAGUUGUGUAUAGACCUAGAAGUAGUUCAAAAAAAAUGUAUAGAUAUUGUAUGUAAUGACUGUGAAAAUUG
This is a messenger RNA of Leptidea sinapis, 3056 nucleotides long. RefSeq names its product hemicentin-2-like. The record is from RefSeq and is a predicted model, not a curated record. The coding region runs from base 548 to 2998 and encodes 816 amino acids. The transcript is spliced from 18 exons. NCBI's taxonomy places the organism in Eukaryota, Metazoa, Arthropoda, Insecta, Lepidoptera, Pieridae.